AAAUAAAGCAGACGGAAAAAGAUGAAUCUUUCGUUUUCAUCUCCGAUUUUAUAUGAACAUUUAACAUUCUUGCAUAGAAGUUUGAGACAAAAUUGGCUAUCAAAACAGCAAGAAAUAAAUAUUUGUGCAGAAGACGACAAGAGUGAAAGUUCCAAGAAACAAGAUCUUCUUAAACGAAUAGAAACUUUGGUGAAUGAUUUAGUACAUUCAUUAUCAAAUGGUGUAUCUCCAGUCUUAUCUUAUGUCAGCUAUAAAGAUUGGGACUCAGUCAGCUACACAGAAGGGGGCAUAUUGGUACCAUCAGCGAAAAAGAAAAUGGCGUAUAUUCGCUAUGACAACGAAAAGUCAUUGAAAAAAUUUGGUUUGAUAGUGAAAGUGCUUUCAAUCAUAUACAAACUACUCCAAGAGAAUAGAUAUUGUACAAAACGAGAUCUAUACUACCAGGAUCCUGAAAGUUUUGGUAAACAAACAACUUUAGAUGGUGUUGUAGACAUUAUAGCUGCUAUAUUGAAUGUUCCAAGAUGGGAAUUAAAUGUGCUUGCCACUUCCAAGGGUUUAGUAUCUGGCGAUUUACAAUUUUAUAAUGAAGAUGGUCACCAUAUUGAUUGUAGGGGAUCAAAAGGCGGUAUUUCUAUUCCAGCUCAUAGAAAAGAUAUGAACAAUAUAUAUACCGAUGCAAAAUUCAUUCUUAUUGUAGAAAAAGAUGCCACAUUUCAAAAGCUGCUUGGGGAAAACUUCUGUGAAAAAUAUGCACCUUGUAUUCUUAUAACGGCUAAAGGCUUUCCAGAUUUAGGCACACGGCUAUUAUUGAAAUUAUUAUGGAAUCAAUUUCAGUUACCCGUGUUUUCUUUAGUGGACUGUGAUCCUCAUGGGUUUGAAAUAAUGGCUGUUUAUACAUUUGGAUCAAAGGCACAGGCGUGUGAAAAUCAACAUUUAGCUGUGCCGACAAUCAAGUGGUUGGGUAUUUUACCUUCUGAGUUAUCGGGAUCUCACAUUCCAGAAGCUACAUUGAUUCCACUAACUCAAAGAGAUGUUGAAAAAGCUUCAGAACUCCUGCGCAGACCGUAUGUCAAUUCCAAUUGGAGAUUACGGGAACAGGUAAACCAGGGUGAAAUUCUGUCAUUUAACAAAAUCAGUUUUCCUUGAUAAAGACGAGUGUAUCCUCGUCGAAACGUCGCUUGAGUA
Patella vulgata (common limpet) is the source of this 1185-nucleotide messenger RNA. Its product is annotated as meiotic recombination protein SPO11. Lineage: Eukaryota; Metazoa; Mollusca; Gastropoda; Patellidae. Gene Ontology annotation, cellular component: nuclear chromosome. Gene Ontology annotation, molecular function: DNA topoisomerase type II (double strand cut, ATP-hydrolyzing) activity; DNA binding; ATP binding. Gene Ontology annotation, biological process: reciprocal meiotic recombination; meiotic DNA double-strand break processing; meiotic DNA double-strand break formation. The transcript has 12 exons. The record is from RefSeq and is a predicted model, not a curated record. The coding region runs from base 22 to 1146 and encodes 374 amino acids.